This is a messenger RNA of Mollisia scopiformis, 1790 nucleotides long. RefSeq names its product alpha/beta-hydrolase. Lineage: Eukaryota; Fungi; Ascomycota; Leotiomycetes; Helotiales; Mollisiaceae. The transcript has 3 exons. Bases 121 to 1662 code for a protein of 513 amino acids. The record is from RefSeq and is a predicted model, not a curated record. Gene Ontology annotation, biological process: epoxide metabolic process. Gene Ontology annotation, molecular function: epoxide hydrolase activity.
GGCCUCUUCUUCUAUACCUUUUGAAUGUCCGUCGCAUUUUAGACGUUGCGGUGUGUCAUGUCCAUAAAUGAGUUCAAAGCGAAGUUCGAAAUAAGAGAAUAAGAAGGAAAACGAGAAGGGAUGGAAGCUAGUACUGCUGCCCUGAACUCGGGGGAUGAGAUUAGACCAUAUAGGAUACACGUUUCUUCAAAGUAUUUGGAGCUUACAAAGAAGAAGUUGGAGUUGACGAGACUUCCUCAUGAGGUUCUUUUGUCUAAAGAUAGGGAGUGGGAGUUUGGGACUCCGAAGGGCGUUGUGGAGCCAUUGAUUGAUUUUUGGCUUGAACACUACACCUGGCGCAACCGCGAAGAAACACUCAACACAAGCCUGCCACAAUUUCGAACAGCGAUCUCUCUGCCUCCUCCAAACCCACCACUAGAGAACGAAACAGCGAAACCAGCUCUCCGAAUCCACUUCAUCCAUCUCCAUUCCCCGCAUCCCAAUGCGGUCCCUCUCCUGCUAUUGCCGCCCUUCCCAUUAACAAAUCUCUCCCUCUCGACAUCACCCCUCUUCAACCAACUCACGAACCCCGAACACCCCACUAGCACACAAGCCUUCCACAUAAUCUGCCCGUCAAUCCCGGGGCUCGGAUUCAGCGAUGCCUUCACCAAGCCCUCUACUUCACAACUCGAACAAACAGCAUACCUAUUCAACACACUUAUGCUGAGACUAGGCUACGAGCACUACCUCUGUUCAUCGACCGGCUCCGGGAGACAAAGCCCUGCUGGCAUCGACUACCACUUGGCACGAACCCUGGGAGAAAAACACAAAGAGAAUUGCCUAGCAAUACACGUCGUAGAACCAUGUAUCUCCGCCCCAACAGCAACCAAAGACCCAUUAUCAUGGAUGAAAUUCAAUCUAGCGAAAUUCUUCCACGCCAAUAUCUGGGGGUACGAAGCCGCGGACUGGACUGCCUUACGGAGUUCCUCCCUUCGAGUCCGAAACAAUAGAAAGGGUGAGAGAAGACCACUCCUAAGUACUUCCUCAGGAGGCCCAGCAUACGGAGCAAUAACAACCCUCGGCUUGAGAGAACCAACGACAUUCUCAUACGCCCUGUGCGAUUCGCCCGUCGGCAUGCUCUCGCUGAUCUGCUCUGCACUGCAGAAGGCGAAUCCGGAGCAUAAACUUACGGAUACGCAGAUCGUGGAUAUCACGCAACUGGCGUGGCUUCCUGGUCCCGAGGCGGGGAUGAGGUUUUGGUCUGCUGCUGCUGCUGCUCAGCAAGUACCACUACUUGAAACAGGGGUUGGGCAAAAGAAAGCUAGGAUAGCGGUAACGGCAUUCAAUGCGGAUGGUUUGGAUGAAGAGAGUGGGUAUGUGUGCCCAGCGUGGAUCUCAUCGUCCCAUGAAUUGGUGUUCGCGCAACGAGUUCCUGGGAAAGCGAGAUUGACGAUUUGGGAACGGAGCGAGGUGCUGGUAGCUGGAAUCCGAAGGUUAGCGAGAGCUAUGGAUGCGCUUGAUGCGCGGUUUCGAGUAAGGCCGUUGGAUGAAGUGGUUGUUGCUCCGGAUGAUGGUGUUAUUGUUGAGGAGAGAGAGAUAGAGGAGGAGGAUGAGGAGGAGGGUCAUGGAAUGCAGAUGGAUGUUGAGAGUCCGGAUACGAUUGUUGCUGUCGAUAUGAGCUGAAAAGAGGGAGGGGUAAUGAGAUAUGAUUUAGCGGAGAUACCAGGAUGGCGUAAUGGUCUAGAGAGGUUGUUUCUCCUCACGUAUACGAUGUAUCGUACUUGACCUAGCUCUGAAUGAAAAUAGUUAUU